This is a messenger RNA of Pestalotiopsis fici W106-1, 7803 nucleotides long. RefSeq lists its product as uncharacterized. Gene Ontology annotation, biological process: fatty acid biosynthetic process; secondary metabolite biosynthetic process. Bases 1 to 7803 code for a protein of 2600 amino acids. The transcript is spliced from 6 exons. NCBI's taxonomy places the organism in Eukaryota, Fungi, Ascomycota, Sordariomycetes, Amphisphaeriales, Sporocadaceae. The record is from RefSeq and is a predicted model, not a curated record. Gene Ontology annotation, molecular function: fatty acid synthase activity; phosphopantetheine binding; oxidoreductase activity.
AUGACGAUCAACAGCUCAAACCAGGAGUCGUUCGACCAAUACAGACAUGGUCAUGAGAAGCAGACCAAGUCCCAGGCUGCGGCGCCCAUUGCCGUCGUGGGCAUGGCUUGCAGAUUCGCUGGCGGCGUGACCAACCCAGAGGAGCUCUGGGAUCUCUGUGCUAGCGGUCGAGACGCCUGGUCCCCUAUACCAGACUCGCGGUUCGAUGUCAAAUCGUACUACGACAAGACUUCUGCAAAGAGCGGCCGAAAUCAUGCCACCGGAGGUUACUUCUUGCAGGAAGAUGUGGCCCUGUUUGAUGCCGGGUUUUUUAAAUUCACAACUGAAGUCGCCAGUACAAUGGAUCCUCAGCUUCGGCUGCUAUUGGAGGUGACAUACGAAGCAACAGAGGACGCUGGUAUACCUUUAGAAAAGCUAUCAGGGCCGGGCCCCAACACGUCGGUAUUCGUCGGUUGCUACACCAAGGAUUACCACGAUCUUCAGACGCGCGAUCCCGAGACCAUGCCUCCAUCCACUCUUACUGGAAACUAUACAGCGAUGUUUUCAAAUAGGGUCUCCCACUUCUACGAUUUUCAGGGAGCCAGCAUGUCGAUCGACACUGGCUGCUCGGCAGCCCUCGCCGCGCUACACCAGGCAUGCCAGACCAUCAGGUCGGGAGAGUCUGAAGUUUCCAUAGUCGGUGCUGCAAAUACAAUAUUAAAUCCAGACAUCUACAUCGCCAUGUCUACCCUUGGCAUGGUAGGCGCAGAUGGACGUUGUUACGCGUGGGACUCGCGGGCACAGGGCUAUGGCCGCGGAGAGGGCGUCGCCGUGCUUGUGCUCAAGUCUCUUGAUGCAGCCCUGCGCGACGGCGACCGGGUACAUGCCGUUAUACGGGAGACGGGACUCAACCAGGACGGUAAAACAACCAGCAUCACCUCUCCGUCCAUGGACGCGCAAAUCCGCCUUAUAAAACAUUGUUACCAAAAAGCGGGUCUCGAUAUUUCAGAAACGGGAUACAUCGAGGCUCACAUGACCGGAACCCAGAUUGGAGAUGCCACUGAGGCUGAAUCUCUGGCACGGACGUUCGGCGCAAGCCGCACAGAGGAUGACCCCGUCGUGGUUGGCUCCGUGAAGACCAACGUCGGUCAUACCGAGGGUGUCAGCGGCCUAGCUGGUAUUAUCAAGACUGCAAUGGCCAUGAAAUACCAAGCUAUUCCGCCGAACCAGAACUACAUCGUGGGUAAUUCCAAAAUCCCUCUUGGCGACUGGCACUUGCAAGUUCCGACCGGUGUGGUGCCCUGGCCACGGAAUAAGCCUUUGCGUGCGUCCAUCAACAACUUUGGAUAUGGAGGCACGAACGCCCAUGUGAUCAUGGAAGGAGCGCCUCAAACAAAGCUCACUGAUGGCAACGGUCGCGGAAACCAUGUCAAUGGUGAUGUGUCUCAACUGUUUGUGCUCAGUGCUCAGGACCCCGCCACGGCCAAAGCCAUGGCCGGAAAGCUUGCUUCAUACAUUCGAAAAAGCCUAGAGCGCGAGACAGAUCUGGACCCUGCCGAUAUCGCCUUUACGCUCAGUCAACGGCGGUCGCGUUUCUCCUACGUCACCACUGUACGAGCUCGCGGCUUGGCCGAGUUGGCCGACAACCUUGAAAAGACGGCGGCUCUCAAGGUAGGACACACGCCUACAACUAAGCGAGCACCAAGACUCGGCUUUGUGUUCAACGGUCAAGGCGCGCAAUGGCAUGCCAUGGGCCGAGAACUGCUGUACGCAUAUCCCGUGUUCGCCAAGGCAAUCGACGAGGCCGACCUAGUGCUGCGAGGGUACGGAGCCGAUUGGUCGUUGCGCGAGGAACUCCUCCGCGAUGCCAAGUUGACUCGCAUCUCCGAGAUUCACCUGGGUCAGCCGAUCACAGUUGCGCUGCAGAUAUGCCUAGUGAUCUUGCUCAACUCAUGGGGCAUCUAUCCAUCGGCCGUCACCAGCCAUUCUAGCGGCGAAAUCGCGGCUGCUUACUGUGCUGGGGCGCUUUCCUUCGAGCAGGCGCUUGGCGUGACAUACUGGCGCGGCGAGCUCGCGCGCACACUGCUGGACCCCAAAGCCACAGGUGUUGUCGGCGGCAUGGCUGCGGGUGGCGUAGGCGCUGAAGAGGCAGAGAAAUACGUGAAAAACACAACUUCUGGCGGUCGAGUCGUGGUGGCCUGCAUCAACAGUCCCGAAAGUGUAACUCUUUCGGGUGACUUGGACGAUGUAGACGAGGUCGUGAAGCGUCUCGAUGCUGACGGCAAAUUUGCGCGCAAGCUUAGGGUUGCGCUGGCAUAUCAUUCACACCAUAUGCUGCACAUGGAGUCGGCCUAUCUGGAGAAGCUGCAGGAAAUUGUGCCAUCGAAGCCGACGUGGCCCGGUGACAUUACCUACACGUCCCCUGUCACAGGCGACGUUGUGGCAUCCGCCAAUUCGCUGUCACCAGCGCACUAUGUGCAAAACCUCACCAGUCCGGUUCUCUUCAGCCAAGCAUUUGAGACCAUGUGCUUCAGUGAGACAGACACAAAUUCCGCGCAGGUAGAUGCCAUUAUUGAAGUAGGUCCGCACGGUGCGCUGGCGGGUCCCAUUAGACAGAUCCUGCGAGGCCGUAAGAUGGCUUACAUGUCUUGUCUUUCGCGGAAUGUGAAUGCCGUUGAGACCAUGCAAGACGUUGCUGGAGAACUCGUGCGCCUCGGGUAUCCCGUGUCUCUGUCCGCCGUCAAUAAGUACGCAGAGGCAAGCGGUGAGGAGGUUAUGACCUCGGAUGUGAAAUUCGUGCCUGAUCUACCGACUUAUUCGUGGAACCACGCGAAUCGCUACUGGGUCGAAUCACGUGUCAGCAAGGACAUCCGCUACAAGAAGUUCCCACCUCAUGAGCUCCUUGGUAUCCCUGUUUCGGGCGCAACAACGCCGGCGUGGCGAAAUUUCAUACAGCUCGUCGACCUUCCAUGGAUUGGUGACCAUCGUGUCGAUGGCAUGGUCGUACUGCCUGGUGCGGCCUACGUGUCAAUGGCCAUCGAGGCGGUUCGUCUGGUCACAGAUCCGUCUGAGCAGAAGAUUCGUGGCUAUCGUGUCAAAAACGUCGAGUUUCUGAGUGCCUUGGUAGUUCCCGAGUCUGAAUCGUCCGGCGGAGGUGUCGAGACGUACUUUCGUCUAGGACCGUCGCGAGAGGGGGCGAAGGGUGGCUGGUAUGAAUAUGAAGUGCGCUCUUCAAGGGGCAACGACGUGUGGGUGGAAAACUGUCGUGGUCUCGUCUCGGCAGUGGUAGAUCAGCAAGACGUCGAGGAUGCCGUCGUACCCAGGACUGACUCCUUCCUGAAAACGCAGGAAUCCAAGGUCCGACGAGUGGCCGGUUCAGCGCUUCGGGAGGAUGUCGCCGGUAUGGGAAUCAGAUAUGGACCAGCCUUCCAAGGUAUAGGAGACGUUAUGGCGUCCAAAUCUCUCAAGCGAGCAGCGGCUGAUCUGGAAAUCAUCGAGCUUGAAUCCCCAUCAGCGUCGUCAGACUUCAGUUCAUAUGUUAUACAUCCAACAACUUUGGACUGUAUCGUUCAAGCUACUUACACCAAUUUGCCGCCAGACACAGGGAAGGCGUCCAUGGUACUUCCUAGGUCGCUCCAGGAUGCGUUUGUGCCUCGGUCGCUAAACAGGGGGGCCGGUGAGCGUCUGGAGAUCUUGAGUGAGCUACGGAAUGCACAACGCAAAGGCUUCACUUCGGACGUAAUCGUUGCGAACUCUCAACAAGGGGAUGGUCAUGGCAGGAGUCCUCUUGUCAUCAAUCAGCUGUUCUGCCAGGCCAUUCCCCGCGAUGCUGAAAGUGGCCCUCAAAUCCCUCUCUAUGAUAGUCGUUGGGUUCCGGCAGUGAGGUACGGAGGCAUCCCCUCGUAUGUCAAAGAAUCCAUGCGCAAUGCACUCGCCUACGAAGAGCGAGACUAUGAGAAAAAGGUGGUACGCGCGUCCUAUUAUCUCAUUGCCGACGCGGUGGCCGACCUUGAGGGGCAGCCAACGGACAAUUGGACACCACACCAGCACGCAUUGUUUUCGUGGAUGAAGAGUGUGGUGGCCCGUGGCCAAUGCGGACAACUGGUGCAUGGUAGCAAGGCCUGGGGCGGAGCCAGUAAGGGCCUCAAGCAAAAGCUAUUUGACGAGCUCAGGUCCAAGGGGCCACAUGGGCGUCUCAUUGUUCGUAUCGGCCAGAAGCUGGCUCGGAUUGUGCAAGGCCAGAUAACGCCUGCCGCUCUCCUAGAGGAAGACAACAGUGAUCUCUUAACGCAGUACAAGAGUAGCCUACCAAGCCUACAAACUCGCAGCUACAAGCAGCUUGCCAGGAUUGCGAGUGUCCUUGCUGUUCAGCAACCGGGAGCACAUGUUCUCGAGAUUGGCGGGGGUAAUGGGGCAGCUGCUCGGACUCUGUUGGAAGCAUUCGGACAUGGAGGCAAUGGUGGGCUGCUCAUCGACAAAUACAUCUUCUCCGAUGUCUCCUCGGUUCAUUUCGACGCAGCUAAACAGCAAUUGGCCCCAUGGACCAAUGUGCUAGAGUUCAAAGAACUCGAAUUGGAAAAGGAGUGGCCGGCGCAGCCAUCGCACGAAGUAGCCGAGCAGAGCAUUGACCUGGUGGUAGUAUCCAUGAACUUACACACAAUCAAGAAUUUGAAGACGACAUUACAGAAUGUGAGGAAACUGCUGAAGCCCAGCGGCAAGCUUCUACUCGUUGAGAAGACGCAUGUCAGCCUCGACGCGCAGCUCAUCCUGAGCACACUCCCGGGUUGGGAACAGCAGGGCGAGCAACCGGAACUUGCCAGGGGGCUUGAAGCGUGGAACAAUCUACUUCGCGCCAAUGGAUUCACCGGCAUCGAAUUCGACAUUUCUGAUUGUGAGGAGCGACGAUUCCAGAGAUCGGCCGUCAUGAUGACAAGCGUGGGGCUUGAAAAAGAGUCCGCCGCAAUCCCUAAUCCCUCAACCCCCAGCGUCGUGACUAUCGUUCGCGAUAGCUCUGCGCUUUCGCCGUCGCGACAGGAAUGGUUCUCACAGCUAUGCGAAGCAAUCCAUGUGACAACAGGCAUCAGGGCUACGGUAGAGACCCUGGAGGAUGUACAGCCAGGCGAGAAUCAAGUACACAUAUUGGCCACAGACAUGACCGAGAACAACUGUGUGCUGGACAGUAUGGACGAACUCACAUUCCAUAAGCUUCGUCGAGUACUUUUGGAGAGUCGAGGAGUUUUGUGGUUGACCACCGGAGCCGGUCCAGACGCCGUCGCGACACCCGCAUCUUCCCAGGUGCAGGGCCUGCUGCGAACUCUUCGCCAUGAGAAUGUGGAUAAAUCCUAUGUCUUACUGGAAUUACCAAGAACCUGGGCCGAAGAGGCGGACAUGGUUAUAAAGCAUGUCACCGGGGUGUUCCAACAAACAUUGUUGAACAAUGAGUCUGGCCAGGCUGACGCCGACUGGGAGUAUGCAAUUAAGGACUCGGCCGUCCAUGUGCCACGAAUCUACCCGAAGAUGGUCGGCAAAGACGAGUCCGAGACAGAGUCUUUCCGGCCUUUCCUGAAUUCAAGCCGGCCGUUGGUGUGGGAGACAUCGGACUCAGGUGAAGGCGACUUUGUCGAACAAUUGUAUGGACCUACCAAAGCGCUUACUGACGGUACCAUUGAGAUCGAGACUCGAGCUUUCAGCCUGAGUCCUCAUGUCCAUGGCAAUGCGACAGAAGUUGACGACGAAGAAGACACAGCUGUAUACGAGUUCGCGGGCAUCGUCACCGGACUUGGCCCCCAUACGGAUGCCAGCGGGCUCCAGCUCGGCGACAAGGUAUGCGGCGUGACGAAGGGUCCAUAUGCAAGUACAACACAAGCGAAUUGGACCAGCGUCGGUAAAAUCCCUGGCGGCUUAUCCUUCGAUGAGGCUGUAUGUGCCCCGCUGGCAUAUUCUGGGGCUUAUCACGCUCUUGUGCACGUAGCCAGAUUGCAGAAGCAUGACAAGAUCCUCGUCGUGCAAGCUAAUGGCGAAUCCGAUGGCGCCGCUGGUCUUGCUAUUGCGAAACAUCUGGGUGCUGAAUUGUGGUUUGCUGCGAACGACUUGACCGAGGCCGAAACCCAGCGAGUCAUCGAUACAUUCCAGCUUGCUCCCAACCGAAUCCUUAAGAGCCGUUCCGCUAGAGAUUUGGACGAUGCUAUUAAGGAGCAGACUGGGGGACAGGGCGUAGAUGUGGUUCUCACCGGGCCGACGUCUUCGCUUUCUGCACCUCUGCUGCAGUCUGCUCUCAACAGCGUCGUGCAUUUUGGUCGUUUUGUUGAAAUCGGCCCCUGGAACAGAAGCCUAGACGUUACCCAGCUUGCCACAAAAUGUGCUACAUAUGCGCGAGUGGAUAUGGUAAAGUUGAGCGACCACAGUGCUCGGCUUAUGAAGGAGGCAUUGGAUGCGAGCCUCAACAUCAUCUCUCACGGUGUCGCGUCAUCCCCGUCAUGGUCUCUGUCGCCCCUUGCUCCUGUGGCGAAAUUCUCGCCUUCGCAAAUGAGUCAAGCAUUGCGGCAUCUGCAGCAACAGCAAGGUAAGCCGGGCAAAGUGGUCAUUGAGGCCCAGGCCGAUAGUCUUGUCAAAGCCAUUAUGCCGAUAACCGCACCUCGUCUCGAUGACGAGAAAGCCACUUAUCUGAUUGUCGGUGGUGUGGAUGGUAUUGGCGGUGCUAUUGCUUCAUGGAUGGCGUCGAAAGGCGCCCGAAGCGUGGUCUUGAUCUCCCGUAACGCAGGGACACACCCAGAGGCGGAGGAACUUAUCGAAAAUGCGGAGCUGCGAGGAUGUCGCCUCCAAGUCCUCAACUGCGAUAUAUCAAGUGAGGAGAGUCUUGUCCAGCUUCUCAAUCAAGUUUCAGCAACGUCGCCUCCGAUCCGUGGGGUUAUCCACGCUGCCAAUGUUCUAGCGGAUACCGUGUUUGAUCGCAUGUCAUUCACACAAUGGCAAAAAACCGUGGGGCCCAAGGUCGCUGGCACGAUGAAUUUGCACAAAUACUUACCUCAAGAUCUAUCGUUUUUCGUGCUUCUGUCGUCAGUCAUCGGAGUGAUGGGCCACGUCUCCCAGGCCAACUACGCCGCGGCCAACGCGUUCGAGGACGCCUUUGCCAGCCACCGCGUCAGUCUGGGUCUCCCUGCUGUCAGUCUGGCUCUGCCAGCCGUUUCAGGCGUCGGAAUGGUGGCAUCUGAUGAAGAUGCCCGGCGUCGUGUCGAAGCACUUGGAACCGAGUCGGUACAUGUGGACGAUGUAUUCCGCCUAAUCGAAGACGCCGUCCAGCACGACACGCACCUACAGCACAAGAUGAAAUUCAGUCAGUUCAAAUCGUCACCUGGUGAAGCGCAGAGGAUCGUCGGCCUGCAACCGUGGAGCAGUCUGUCGCCCGAUGCUGCCAUUCGCCGCGAUCGGCGCUUCGGCACCUUACGCCUGGUUGAAACGGGAUCAUCCGGGUUGACACAGUCCUCCGAGACCAUGUCCUUCGACCCUACUGCGCUUCUGGUCCGCGCACUUGGUAGUAGCAGGAUUAAUGGAGGCGAUGGUCCAAAGCAAGAAGUGGAGGGCACAGCACAGGUAGCAGAAGCACUGGCCACGAAAUUGGCGGCCAUUUUCAACAUUGACGUUGUGACCGUGGAUCUAGAACAGGGCGUUUCUGCUCUCGGGGUCGAUUCUCUCGUUGCCGUGGAGCUGCGCAAUUGGCUCGCUCUCGCAGGUCAGGCGAAGCUGUCUAUUUUCGAGGUCCUACAGAGCGCUUCGAUCAAUCAGGUUGCAGAGCUGAUCAUCAAGAGAAGUGCUCUAGUAAAAUAG